GGCAGGGGCCGGCUGUGGCGGCGGCCCCACGUGUGGCGGCAGCGGCAUGGCGGAGCGGGUGGAGCGGGCGGCGGGCGGCGGCGGCGCCGCCGACCCCCGCGGGGUGCUGCGGCAGGGCCGCGCCUUCCUCGAUCUCUUCUGGGACAUCGCCAAGCCCGAGCAGGAGGUGCGGCUGGCGGCCACCGAGAACCUCCUGCGGCACCUGAGGGACGGCGGAAAGGACGAAGAGCUGAAGUACGCCCUCAAACGCCUGGUGGAAGGACUGGGAGCCACCCGCGAGGCCGCCCGGCCGGGCUUCAGCUUGGCCCUGGCGCAGGUUUUGCAGGCUUUUGAGGAAAUUCCAAUAUUUAGUGUCCUGGAACAGAUAAAAGAAAAACACAAUCUUGAAAAAGUGAAGAAGAAACUUGUGAGAAAUGCAGCUUUUGGAAACUUUUUUGGAGUUAUGGCUCUAUUUCAAUCCGGCCGGCUUGUUAAGGACCAGAAAGCUCUGCUGGAGAGUAUCCAGCUUCUCCAGCAGUUGGCACACCACCAAGCACACCUCAAAGAUCUCCCAAGCAAAACUAUUGUGGACAUCCUGUCAGAGGUUCCUGAAACCGUGUUUGAGGAGGUCCUGUUUGGUGUCCUGCAAGCUGACCUCACUUCAGCCUUCAAAUCUCCAGAGAACCUGCACCUUUUACUUGUGGGCAUACAGAAAUUCCCUGGUGUUCUGAAACCUAAAAAGCUGAAGAAGCUGUUUGGAUCACCUACAAUUGUAAAUGAGGAAAAUAUUCCCAAACUUGUAGAGCUUCUGCAAAGUGCUGCCAAGUCAGAGAAGAAGGACAAGAAAUUGCCCAGUGUAGGGUUUGAUUUGCUCCAAGUUUCAUUGAAGGAAGGUGCCUUUGAACUGUUCUGGAAAGAAGCUGUGGAGGACGGGCUAUUCAAGGAGAAAUCAGGACCUGUGAGUUACAUGUGCUACCGACUGCUGGGGAGCGCUCUGCCCUUGUUGUCCCUGGAUCAGCUACAGAUGGUUCUCAAAGGGAAGGUGAUGCAGCUCUACGGAGAACAUGUGGUAACAACUCAGCUUCCAGACCGAUUUAAAUUUGCUCCAGAGAUGGAAGCAUACGUAGAUGCAUUUCUGAACAGCUGUGAUGAUCCGGAGAGGCAGCUAGCAGUAAUGAUCGGCUUCUCUACUCUCACAAAUCAAGGCUAUCCAGUGGUGCCCAGCAUUUGGAGGGUAGUCAGACACCUGCAGCCAGUGGCAUUGCAGAAAUACAUUGACUGGCUCAAAGACAUGUUCCUUAGGCCAGACUUGGGCUGUUGUUUAGACUUCUCAACUAGCCGUCAGAAGCAGAACCCAGAAAAUGUAAACAAAACACAACAUAAGAUUGCUCGAUUAAGGAAGUGGAUCAUCCACCGACUUAUGAGCAUCAUUGAAAGUCCUGUGAAGAAAGAAGAGGACCUUGUGAUGGAUAUUUCCAGGUUUUGCUUCUUCCAUGCUUUCUUUGAGACUAAGAAAAAGACUUCCCAAAUACCGGAAACAAAUGCCCUUAUAUCAGAGCCCCUAGAUGAACAGGCUCACUCACUGGCAGCAAACUACUUCUUUGGGUUGCUUCAGACUUUAAACACUUUGAACGUUUUGGGGGAUACAGCAGAGGCUGCAGCCUUGAGGGAGAAGCACGUCCAUGGUGUAACUGCAGAUGGGAAGCUGUGGAUCUUCCUCCUUGUUGAGUAUGCCAACGAGCUGCUCUCCAGUGAGAAGUACGUCAAAGCUGUGAAGCCUUUUACCAAGGAACAGAGAGAUGCCUGGGAGAGAACACUUCAGUCUGUGAAGAACCUGCAGAAGAAGGAAAAUAAAGCAGAUAGCGCCAAAAUCUUUGCUUUUCAGCAAUUUCUGCUUCUAAUGGCCAUUCAUCUUUUCAAGAAUCCGUCUGAAACAAUGGAUCUUCUGAGUGACCUUCUGAACUGCACGGAGAGGGCAUUCAGCAAGGAACCAAAGAAGAAAAAGACUGAGAACACAGAGCCAGGAUGGGUUGAGGUGAUUGUGGAAAUCCUCCUCUCCCUCCUUGCCCAGCCCAGCCUGCUCAUACGUCGGAUCUCCAAGAGCGUGUUUGGACGCAUUUGCCCUAAUCUGACCAAGAACGGCCUGCAGCUGAUCUUGGAUGUUCUUGAUCCGUACCAAGAUCAGGAUGAAGAAAGUGCUGUUGUUGUGAUGGAAGAAUCAGACAAAAAGUUCAAGUCUGCUCAGGACACGGAUGAUGAAGAAAGUGAGGACUCCUCAGAUGAAGAUGACACUGAGGAAGAGAACGACAGCGGAGACGAGGAAAAGAAUGAAGAAGUUGAUGAAGAUUUUCGCAGUCAGCUGAUGAAUGUUCUCAAAGCACAGAAUGUAUUGGGAGAAGAUGAGAGUGACGAAGAUCUGGAUGAUGAGGCUAUGAUGGCCCUUGACAAGAACAUCUCGGCCCUCUUUGCGGAGCAGCAGAAACGGAUCCAGGCGAAGAAGGAUGAGAGAGACAGGAUUCGGAAAGAGAAGAUCCUGCGGAGGGAUUUCAAGAUUAAGGUGCUGGAUCUGAUUGAAGUGUUCCUGAGUAAGCAACCAGAGAACCCCCUGGUGUUUGACAUCAUUGAGCCUCUGCUUCAGGUGAUUGAACAGUGCAUGAGCUCGGACUCAGACAAACAGGAGGUUGAUUUCCUCCAGAAAACAGCUCAUAUCUUCACGAACUCAUUGUGCCGAGCCAAGCAGUACUGCAAGAGAGUGGAAGCCCUGCAAGAGGAUUUGCAUGCCUUUGUGGAGAGACUUGUGAAAAAAGCCUGCAAGCACACUGAUUCCUCAGUGGCUCUCUAUUAUUUCAGUGCCUCCUUGUACCUGCUCAAAGUGUUGAAAGGCAACGUGUCUGACAAGUCUCCAGCUCCUGUCUCUGUGCCAAAGAAGCAGAAGAACACCAUCCCACAGGCUUGUCAGGUUUUGAGCACUGGCUGCUUGGAUGUGGAGAGAGUGACUGCAAUAUACCAGCAGGCACUGACGCAAUUCCUGACUAAACGCAACAGCGCCCUUACGAGCUCCAUGUUUCUCGAUCUCUUCACCCGCUUCCCAAUCAUGUGUAAGCCAUUAGUAGACACUCUCGUCAAGUCUAUCACAGCGGGAGCCAGGCAACAUCAGCAGGCCCAGGCCUGUCUGCUUCUCCAGAAGGUUCUGCCGCUUCGUGAGCUGAAGCUCUCCAUGACCAAGGAGGAGUGGGAGGAAUUGAUCAGAGAGAGCAUCAGCCAAGUGACGGAGAGUUUGAAAAUGGUUGACGAGUUUAGGGUGAAGGUCGAGAAAGAGAAAGUUGCCAAGAGCUUGGAGCUGUUGAACUUCCUCCUCAAAACCGUGAUGCAGCAGAAGCUGCACGUGGAGCUGAUGGAGUUGGACAAAGUGCUGGUAGCUCUGAACCAGCAGGAAGGCAUCGGGAAGUCAGCACGCCUCGACUCUCUCUACUGGAAUGCCAUGCGAUGGCUGAAUCACACGAAGCCCAAGAAAGAGAAAACAGCCAAUAAACCCGCGCAGGGAGCGGAGCCACUUAAGCGGAAGAAGAAAGGCUUCCUCCCAGAGACCAAGAAACGCAAGAAUCGCAAGAAAGUCGUCCAGGAGAACGGAGUAGCACCAGGAGGUAAUGAAGAUGGAGAGCCAGCAGCCCCAGAGGAGCAAGCCCUGGGAACAGAAAGCCCUGAGCAAAAGCAAGGCCUCGUGGCUGGUAGCAAGAAACACAAGAAUCGGAACAGAGGGGUCAGGGAGAACGGGGUGGCAGCAGCGGGCAGCAAGGGUGGAGCUGUGAACGGUGGAGAUGCCAUCAUGGGCAAAAAGAAGAAGAAGAAGAGGAAUAGAAAAAGAAAAGGUGAUGCAGGUAAUGAAGCUGAGCAGGUUCCAGCUGCAAAGAAAGCCAAAGGGAGUGCCAGCCAGGAGACUCCGCAGAAGCAGGGCAAAGCCAAGAAGAAAAGGAAAGAGAAAAAAGCUCCAGCACUGCAGGAGUAAAACUUCAUGGACUCACCCAGGCCUGGCAUGGCUAAUGUGACUCAGAGGACUGUUUCAGCAUCUUUUAUAACUAUAUUUUUAUGCCCUCCUUGAAUUUAAAUAAAACUGCCAUAAUGCUGA
Cygnus atratus (black swan) is the source of this 4105-nucleotide messenger RNA. It is a transcript of the gene MYBBP1A, whose product is annotated as MYB binding protein 1a. Gene Ontology annotation, cellular component: nucleolus. Gene Ontology annotation, molecular function: RNA binding; transcription factor binding; transcription corepressor activity. Gene Ontology annotation, biological process: regulation of DNA-templated transcription. The coding region runs from base 47 to 3985 and encodes 1312 amino acids. The transcript has 27 exons. The record is from RefSeq and is a predicted model, not a curated record. NCBI's taxonomy places the organism in Eukaryota, Metazoa, Chordata, Aves, Anseriformes, Anatidae.